This is a messenger RNA of Paramormyrops kingsleyae, 3237 nucleotides long. RefSeq names its product dynein axonemal intermediate chain 4 (gene dnai4). Gene Ontology annotation, biological process: cilium movement. Gene Ontology annotation, cellular component: axonemal dynein complex. Lineage: Eukaryota; Metazoa; Chordata; Actinopteri; Osteoglossiformes; Mormyridae. Gene Ontology annotation, molecular function: dynein heavy chain binding; dynein light chain binding. The record is from RefSeq and is a predicted model, not a curated record.
ACAAGCGCACGGAACUUUCCGACCCCGCAUCUUUUCCGGCCAGCUUGCGAACGAGCUAAUUAAUCUAAAACCCAUUAUCUAGAAAUCCUCUAUUUCUUGCCGAGAUAAAUAAGUAAAAUGUCUACCAGCACUGAAAAACUUAGGAAAGCGACGCUUAAAGUAACCCCGUCGUCGCGUAAGACGGCUGGGUCCACAUCGGGGCUUCUUCGCGUUAACACGCGGAGCGCUGCCGCCUCACACAGCCGGAAGAGCUUCAGCCUGGCAGGAGACAGCAGGCUCCUGGAGAAAGGUCCGGCUCCAGUGACAGGACGGGGCGUGCAGGUUUUCGAUGAGAGUGGCAAUGAUGUCACCCCUCGUCCCCUCUGCCACCCUGACCCAGCCACUACGCAGCCCCGACAGACCAAAAUCUUUGCUGCUCAAGACGCCUCCGGCGCAAGUGUCUCGGAUUUUCUUUCCACCACUUUCCAAACCACCAAUACUAGUUUUGCUGGGCCAUUUACCAGGUCUGUUUUAGAAAGCAGUGCCAUGUCUAGAUCAAGCCAGUCCACGAUGGAAUCACUGAAUGACGAAAUUGAGGACUCGUCUGCUAAAUGUAGCAUCUCAGUCAGCCUAUCAGACCUGCAGGUGAAAAAGGAGGAAGGAAAAGAAGUGAUGCGAGAAGAUAUGUUGGAUGAUGUAGUGGAAAGGUAUCUAACGGAAACGGGGACCUUCUGGUUACUUGACAUGCCUGCCGUCUCUGUGUCGGUGGACGCCGCAGAAGCUGAGAGUGUGAAAGAGAGAAACAGGGCCUACAUUGAUCUCUGUAAAAAUAGAAUGGGGAAUGACAAAUAUGUAGAAAGGGGGAUGCAGACCUUUAACGGGGCCCUAAAAACGAAGGAGCUUCAGAGUGAGGCCGUCUCAUUGGCUGACGCAGCCGUCAUGGCCACCACAUGGGACAUGUAUGACACUUACUCUAGCGAUGGCGGAGUCGGAGAGGCUACAGAAUCUGCAGAUCAGUCUACCAGCCCUGACAUUAUCUUGAGCCAAAGCCGUGAAUCAAGCAAGACUCCCGAGAGAACCAUGUCUGUUUUAAGCUCUACAAGUAUGGCAAGCAGCUUGAGUUCCCAAAAGGAGACGGCGGCCCUCUUCACCCUGAGCGAGGACAAGGCCAGCCCUCAGCUCCUGCUCCAGUCCGAGAAGUUUCAGCAGGACCUGUGCGUGAUGGAGAGGGUCGUUCUGCAGAACAUCUUCCAGGCCAGGCUGGCGGCCUACCGACGGCUCCCGGUGAUGAAAGAUCCCGAUACUCUUCACAAGCCUUCAGAGACACUGGGAGUAGAGAUGGGCGCCGUCCCUCCGGCUCCUGCACUGGAGCUCCUGUGGUCCUUCAGCUGCGAGCUGACAGUGGGCCAGAGCGUCAGCAGCAUGGCCUGGAACAAGAAGAACCCGGAUCUUUUGGCUGUGGGAUAUGGGCAGUUUGAUUUGAAGAAUCAGAAACCAGGACUGAUCUGUUGCUGGUCUCUGAAGAACCCCAUGUGGCCAGAGAGGAUAUUCCCCUGUCAGAGUGGUGUGACGGCUCUGGACUUCUCCGCCAGCCACCCGGGUCAGCUCGCCGCGGGCAUGAACGACGGCAGCAUCGCCGCAUUCAGCGUGCAGAGCCGGGAGAGGACUGCGGUCCUGGACAGCAGCGAAUGCCCACACAAACACAGCGGCCCCGUGUGGCAGGUGAAGUGGACUGACCAGGACAGCGGUCCAUGGGGGGAGGACAAAGGAGAGACACUUGUUUCUGUGUCUGCGGACGGCAGGAUCAGCAGAUGGAUCCUCAGGAAAGGCCUUCAUUGCAUGGAUCUACUCAAGCUGAAGAGAAUCGGAAGCAAGGCAGUCAGGAAACAGGGAGGGGAGAAGACGCGCAGGAGUGAGGCAUACAUAUCUCGACAGACCGCUGGGCUUUGUUUCGACUUCCAUCCCAGGGACCCUAAUAUCUACCUGGUUGGCACAGAAGAGGGUCACAUUCACAAGUGCUCCUGUUCUAACAACGAGCAAUAUCUGGAGACAUACACAUCACACAAAGGGCCUGUAUACAAGGUUACCUGGUCCCCCUCCUGCCCUGACGUGUUCCUGAGCUGCUCGUCGGACUGGACCAUCCGGCUGUGGAGACAGGACCUGCUCACCCCCGUGCUGGUCUUCACCUCCCUGCACAGAGCUGUGUUUGAUGUCUCGUGGUCCCUCAGGUGGGCCACUGUCUUUGUUGCUGUAAAUGAGGACCGGCUGGAGAUCUGGGACCUCGGUGCCAACAUUUUGGACCCUACCAUCGUAAGCUCAACACGCCCGGGGGUCAAGCUCACCUCGCUGCUGUCCGCCACCCAGACGGACUGUGUUCUGCUGGGGGACAGCAACGGCCACGUUGGCGUCUGUCAGCUGAACGAUCUGGGUGCUGGAGACUCGCAGGUAAAUUGGAAACACACUCAUAAUGGACGACAAGUAAAUAGCAACAGUACAUCUCAUUGUUUUGCAUGCAUUUGAUUAUUCGUUACAUUUGAUCAUUUUGGAACAUGUGAAAAAUUAUGGGAGAUUUAGCUAGUCACCCCCUAAGGCAUUUUCAGUUUUAUAUUGAUGAAAACAGGUUGUAGUAAGAGUAGCAAGAGGAUAUUUUUUUUUGUACUAAUACACUGAUUUUUGAUCCUUCAUCCCAUAUCCCAAGUUUUGCAUCAAUGUUUCACCCAAGGAUUAGAAAAUAGAAUACAAGCAUUCUGUGUCCCUGAGGUUUAAAAUCUGUUUUGAAGGUUUAAUUUUAAAGAAAUGAAAAGACAUGCGACAUCAUACUGAUACACAUUCUUGAUGCAUCUGCAGUCGUGUCCUAUAUGCUCGAUAAGGGUUCCCUGAUGAGGUGAUACAGUCCCACCUGUCAAUCCACUGUGGCAAGCUCUCACUUGACGUCAUCUGAUUUUGCAGGCGGGCGCAUUGGAGGAGAUCAUCAGAACAACCCUUCAGUCCAAUUGUAAUUAAAAUGAAAUCUUGGGGUUAUUUACGUGCUGCGCAUUCGAAAUAAAAAUUAUGAUGCAAUUACCAUCUCUAUUCUGUCAUUGCCAGACCGAGAGUCUCCUCUCAGGAAUCACAAUAAAAUUAGGGUACAACUUGUCUGGAACUCGCCCACAGACAGAUGUUGCCAUUAUCCUUGUCUAUUGAAUUUUAAAAAGUUCAGGGGCCUGUAGCAAAGGAGACUGAGGGGGGACAUGAUUCAGGUCUAUAAGAUUCUAACAG